Messenger RNA from Bipolaris zeicola 26-R-13, 477 nucleotides. RefSeq lists its product as uncharacterized. The record is from RefSeq and is a predicted model, not a curated record. The coding region runs from base 1 to 477 and encodes 158 amino acids. Lineage: Eukaryota; Fungi; Ascomycota; Dothideomycetes; Pleosporales; Pleosporaceae. The transcript has a single exon.
AUGCCAGAUUUUGGAGUCAUAUCUACCAUCUAUUUACCUAUCUAUGCUUCCCCUCACUUAUCUAAGCUCAGUCGGUUCCCCCCCCCCUCCCCUCCAAGUCACCAACCGGAACUUGCUUUACUUACCUUUUCCUUUCCUUCCCGUCCACACACACACACAUACCAUACGCAGCAGAAAUUAUCUAUAUCGUCUUUGCUCCAUUUCACGCACACUCGACUUCCUCUACAAACAACACUCAUCACACCAGCAAGUCUACCGAGUGCCUGCGAAACAGGAAUACCGUGCAAGUCGGACCAAUUAGGUGUGCCGGGUUUAGCAAGUAACGUCGUGCGGGGGGGGGGGGGACCCCUGCUAGUUUUGGGUGCUAGGACACGCGUGGAGUUAGUUUUGCUGCGGUAUGAUUCGGGGUUGUUCGUUUUGGAUAUUCCGGUGGUAGGCGUGGGGGGGUUGGGGGUUUUGCGCGCGCGUGGGGGGUAG